AUGUCGGAGCAAAUCAGGUACAACCGUCAGAUCCCUUGCAGCCUCAAGGUGUGCCGCCGCCUCUUUGGCGUUGCGGAUCAACAGCAGGUGCGCCGCGACUGCGAUGCACUAAUGGCGAGCUACCUGCAAGAGGCCCGCAAACGUUGGAACUUCGACUUUGCCACCGAGACACCGCUGGAGGGCAACUACGUUUGGGAGCGUGUGCCGAGCCUUGGCCUGCCGAAGAUCUACAAGUCUACAGCGUGUUGGGCAACCCCUAUCAACCUGGGAGGGGGCAAGCCGCCUUCCGCUGGAGCCUCCUCAGCUGUUGCGAUUCCGGGGACGUCCCAGGGGGCCCAGGCGUCGGGGUCUGGCACCGGCAGGUCUGAGCCCCUUGAGGAACCCGAGGUGGCCCCAGCUGUUCCCCUACCUCGGGGCCGCAAACGCGGUCAGACCAGCAUGACCGAUUUCUACUACUCCAAACGCCGCCUGGUGUUCUCCAAGAAGAAGCCUUAA
Molecule: messenger RNA, 495 nt
Organism: Chrysochloris asiatica (Cape golden mole)
Lineage: Eukaryota; Metazoa; Chordata; Mammalia; Afrosoricida; Chrysochloridae
Gene: CDKN1A
Product: cyclin-dependent kinase inhibitor 1A (p21, Cip1)
Exons: 2
Coding region: 1-495 (164 amino acids)
Biological process (GO): regulation of mitotic cell cycle; signal transduction by p53 class mediator
Cellular component (GO): nucleus
Molecular function (GO): cyclin-dependent protein serine/threonine kinase inhibitor activity
Source: RefSeq, a predicted model, not a curated record